Molecule: messenger RNA, 2196 nt
Organism: Nematolebias whitei (Rio pearlfish)
Lineage: Eukaryota; Metazoa; Chordata; Actinopteri; Cyprinodontiformes; Rivulidae
Product: nuclear receptor-binding protein
Exons: 18
Coding region: 286-1845 (519 amino acids)
Biological process (GO): intracellular signal transduction; protein phosphorylation; endoplasmic reticulum to Golgi vesicle-mediated transport
Cellular component (GO): endomembrane system; cytoplasm
Molecular function (GO): ATP binding; protein kinase activity
Source: RefSeq, a predicted model, not a curated record
GGACUCACUCGAGAUGCUACUUUUUUUAUGACGAACUAGCAUGUUUGCCUUCACAAAAUAUUUACUGCUUUCCCGAACAUGUAACUCGAAACUACAUAUUUUUGUGGCCAUGUUGUGUUCCUGGCCCUUCUUCCCGGAGCAUUUCAUCAGUGGCCUGGUCGUGUAAAAUAAAAUGGGUUUCUGACCAGUUCAAACAGCGGGAGGAGAGCUGGGGAUAGAGGCAUCCCAUCACUUGUUUCUGUCCAGAACCAGAAACCUAACGAAGCGUAAGGUUACAGGCAGGGCAUGUCGUCGGAGGCGGAGGUGAAAGUAGCUCCCGGUGCGGAGGGGAAGCCAGAGGUUUCCACCGGGAACGCGUCCAGCAGUAACACUGCGCAGGUCCCUUCCUCUCUGGCCUCCACAAAGCCUGCAGCCACCUCAGCUACAGAGGAUGAGGAUGAGAGUGAAGAUGAAUCGGACAUCCUGGAGGAGAGUCCUUGUGGCCGGUGGCAGAAACGUCGAGAGGAGGUGAAUCAGCGCAAUGUCCCUGGGAUAGAUGUUGCAUAUUUGGCCAUGGACACCGAAGAAGGGGUGGAGGUAGUUUGGAACGAAGUUAUGAUUUCAGAGAAGAAAAACGUCAAACCUCUGGAGGAAAAAGUCAAAGCUGUAUUUGAUAAUCUCAUUCAUUUGGAACAUGCCAAUAUUGUCAAGUUUCACAAGUAUUGGGCUGACACAAAGGACAACAGGGCGAGAGUGAUUUUUAUCACUGAAUAUAUGUCAUCUGGAAGCUUGAAGCAGUUUCUCAAGAAAACAAAGAAAAACCAUAAAACCAUGAAUGAAAAGGCAUGGAAGAGGUGGUGCACACAGAUCCUGUCUGCUCUCAGUUAUCUCCACUCAUGUGACCCACCUAUCAUUCAUGGGAACCUUACCUGUGACACAGUCUUCAUUCAACACAACGGGCUCAUUAAGAUCGGAUCAGUUGCUCCAGACACCAUCAACAACCACGUCAAGACAUUCCACGAGGAACAGAAAAACCUGCACUUCUUUGCUCCUGAAUAUGGAGCUGAUAAUGAAGUUACCACGGCUGUAGAUAUUUAUUCAUUUGGCAUGUGUGCCUUAGAGAUGGCACUUUUAGAAAUUCAGGGAAAUGGAGACUCCUCGUAUGUUUCUCAGGAAGCUGUUGACACCGCCAUACAGUUACUGGAGGAUCCGCUGCAGAGGAAGUUAAUCCAGAAGUGCCUUGAGAAUGAUCCCAGCGUAAGGCCGACGGCCCGGGAGCUGCUGUUUAACCAGGCUCUCUUCGAAGUGCCUCUCCUGAAGCUGUUGGCUGCGCACUGUAUUGUCAGCCACCAUCAUGUGAUUCCUGAAAAUGCCCUUGAGGAGCUGACGAAAAAGCUGGAUCCCAAUCUGAUCAUUGCUGUGACUAAAGAGGACGUUCAGCUCAAGCUGUCACAGUUUCCUGCUUUGGAACUGGACAAAUUCCUGGAAGACGUGCAGAAUGGUAUUUAUCCAAUGACAGCAUUUGGGGUACCGAGUCCACAGCAGGCUCAACAAAAGACGGUUAAAUCUCCUGUUGUCGUUCCUUUGGUCAAAUCCCCCACACCUGAACCCACAGAGCUCGAGACACGAAGGGUCGUUCAAAUGCAAUGUAACAUAGAACCUGUUGAGGAGGGAGCAAAGUACCAUCUUACGUUACUGCUGAAACUGGAAGACAAACUGAAUCGGCAUCUCAGCUGCGACAUGUUACCUCAUGAGAGUGUUCAAGUACUGGCUGAAGAGUUGGUCCAACUGGGUCUGAUCAGUGAGAUGGACCAAGUCAAAAUCUCUUCAUUGCUCGAAGAGACGUACAGCCAAGCUCUUCAGUAGCGAGUCUUCUCAGAAGUGUGUUCUUGAUCUUGUUGCUUUCUCUUUUUGGAUAUUCAACAAAAUGAUUGUAAACAUUUGUUUACCCCGGUGGGUCUGUUCUACAUAGCCCUUGGUGGAUGUGACCAAAGGAGGAAAUCAUCCCUUACAUCAAGAAAGAAAACUACAUGAGCACACAAACCUGCACAAAAUACCCAUAUAUAUCUACCGUAGUCAACUUCAAAGAAACGAUCUGCUGUGAAUUAUGUUAUUAUUUUAAACGUCAGCGCGCAUAUUCAUUUAUACAUGUGGAAAUAUUAUAAAUGGUUUGACCAUUGUUUAGUUUAAGCCUAAUAAUUUGAUGAAUACUAUUUU